Ixodes scapularis (black-legged tick) is the source of this 594-nucleotide messenger RNA. Its product is annotated as cuticle protein 16.8-like. Gene Ontology annotation, cellular component: chitin-based extracellular matrix. The record is from RefSeq and is a predicted model, not a curated record. The transcript has 5 exons. Gene Ontology annotation, molecular function: structural constituent of chitin-based larval cuticle. NCBI's taxonomy places the organism in Eukaryota, Metazoa, Arthropoda, Arachnida, Ixodida, Ixodidae. Bases 1 to 594 code for a protein of 197 amino acids.
AUGUUCUCCAAGGUUCUUUUCUGCUGCCUCGUCGCCUACGUGGCCUGCGGUGUUGUUGUCGAACACGUUCUUCUUUGCUGCCUUUUUGCCUACGUGGCCUGUGGCGUUGUUGUAGAACAACUUCUUCUGUGCUGCCUUUUUGCCUACGUGGCCUGCGGCGUUGUUGUCGAACACGCUCCAUCCCAGCCAUACAGCUUCGGCUUCGACAACGUCGACGAGUUCGGCACCCGCAUGACCCGUCAGGAGACCGGAGAUGAGUUCAACAACAAGGUCGGCUCCUACAGCUACGUUGAUGCAUUCGGUGUCACACGUGUGGUGAAAUACGUGGCCGACGCCACCGGCUUCCACCCCACCGUCGAGACCAACGAGCCGGGAACAAAGACCUCCGUCCCAGCCGACGCUCCGUUCUUCUCUAGCGCCGUUGAGGGCCCACACCCGGUCGUUGUCAAGGCUGCCCCAGUUGCCGCGGUUCACGCUGUGCACGCUGCUCCAGUUGCCGUGCGCGCCGUUCACGCCGCCCCGGUGGUGCACGCUGCUCCUUUCGCCUACGCCCACCACGCUCCUCUCGCCUACGGUCUUGCCAAGCACUUUUAG